ACGAGGAAAAACGUAACGCAAAUUCCUCAUCCUUGUAAUAAUAAUUAAAUCCACGAUGCAAAGCAAUUUGAUGAGAAAAAAACAUAAACGUUAUAGAAACUCUCUUAUAAUUCAUAACAUAAAUGCCCAACCCUACCGCCAUUAAACCAACAAAUCGAGGAACGGUCAAAUUUUAUCCUUAAUCUCGUCACUAGUCUCUAAAAUCGGGGAAAUUUCCAGUUUUGUUUCAGAAUAUUGUCUUUGUGUAGGGCUCUGCGUUUUUUUUUUCAAGUAGCAGAAAAUCAAAUUAUUUGGAAGACGCAGACUCAGCGGGAGGAGCGGAGAGAGAUUUAAGUAGGCGCCAUGGCGCUCAAGACAGAAAUUUGCCGCUCAAGUGGUGCAAAUAUUUACGCUGGGAAUGGUAUCAGGUUUGUCCGAUCAGAUUCACAGGAUGCACUGGAGCACUUGGCAAAUAUUGAUCCACUUGAUCUAUGCAGUGAGGCCAAAGUUGAAAAGUGUCGUGCUACAAGAGACUUGAGGAGCUGUGGGCGUAUUGUUCAGCAUGUUUUAAUAUCUUGUGGCCAUGCAUCUCUUUGUGCAGAAUGCAGUCAACGAUGUGAUGUCUGCCCCAUAUGUAGGGUUUCUAUUCCAAAUCAAGAUGGCAAUGUGCGGUUGCGUUUAUACGAUGAAUGUUUGGAAGCUGGUCUAAUCUGUAGAAGUCAUGAUGAAGACAUUAAUGAAAUGGAAGGAGAUGCCCAAUUUUCAACGGAAGAUGUUCAGCGUCUUUAUUCAUUAUUUGAUGUUGCCCUGGAUAAUAAUCUGGUUUCCUUGGUUUGCCAUUAUGUCACAGAUGUUUGUAUGGAUGAAAGUGCUGUUUCUAAUGAUCCUAUUGUUGCUAUGCUUCUGGAUGGAGCAGUUGUAAAGGAGUGGUGCAAGAGGAAAUUACUGAAUGUCACAUGUCGUCUACAGGAGAUUUAUAACCUUGGAGUGAAAGAAAUGCAGAAUCACUAUGAUUUACUAAGUAAAUUCACAAUGCAACUUGAUAGUGUUGGCAAUGUGCUUGAAGUGUUGGAAGAACCACUUUUGGAGUCACCUUCACCACAAUUGGUAGAGCUUCAGCUUCUUUCCGAGACAGUAUCAAAAGUGAAACAGCAUAUGGAAGCUAUGACCUGGUGUGCAAGACAUGAAUUUCUUGAGGGUGUUCAAUGUCGGUACAUGAGUAUCUCGCAUUGGAGAAGUGUAUUUAAUGAAAAAAAGGUUGCAGCUUCUGAGCGAGCUUGGCCAGAUUAUUUGAAUAAUGCCACAAUGAUUGGUUCGCAAUCCCCUGCAACUUUGUUUAUUGAAGAUGCCUUGGCUAAUCUGAGCACGGGGCAUGAUUAUGAUGAAGAAUUAGAGACGGAAUUUAGUGAGCUUGGUUGGCUGCGACAAGGAGGAGUUUUGUCACAAUUGCCAUUCAAAUCCAUAUCUGAUGGAUCUGUGUAUCCACCAGAGAAUUUGCGUGCUGCAGUUGAUCUUCUGUUUUUAGAAGGAAGCUCUGAUCUCAUUCUUGCAAAGAGAGCAAUUUUUCUGUAUUACUUGUUUGAUCGGCUUUGGAACCUGCCCAAUGUGGACUGGAGAAAUUUAGUGGAUGAUUAUGCUGGAACAUUUGGGAUCACAAGGCAAUUAGUUCUUGAAUCGUUGGUCUUUUAUCUUUUGGAUGACAGCACCAGUGAGGCAUUGGAGGAGGCUUGUCGAAUUCUUCCUGAAAUUGUUGGUUCAACAACACAUCCAAAGAUUGCAAGAGUUUUACUUGAAAGGCAGAAUCCAGAUGCAGCUUUGAUGGUUUUGCGUUGUAGUGGACGUGAUGGACAAUUAGGAGUCAUAGAUUCUGGUUCUCAGCGGGGAAGUGUGGCUACUCUUCCCGAGGCUGUGACAGCCGUCAGAGUCAGGCUUGAGUGUGGACUUCUGACUGAAGCAUAUCUUUAUCAGAGAACACAUUGCUUACGAAUAAAAGCCGGGCAAUCAAAACAUAGAAGGGUUACAUUUGCAGCUCAAGAAGCAGAAGAAACGAAUAGGGAUCGAGAUUGGCUUGCAGAAAUGGAGGUUCUUGUUGGUGAGAUUUGUUUCUUAUGCAUACGAAGAAAAUUGGUUGAUAGGAUGAUUGAACUACCAUGGUACAGGGAGGAGGAAAGAUUUAUGCUGAAGUGCCUUCUAGAGAUAAAUAUGCAAGAUCCUUCUUGUUCUGCUGGCAGUCUGCUUGUUGUCUUUUUCAUCCAGCGUUGCCGCUACAUUGAAGCAUAUCAAAUACAUAGAAAACUUUGUAACUUGGAAGAACAGUUUAUAUCCGAAAGUGCAGAUGAGAAAAUGGUUGAGAGGGUUCAAAAUGCAAGAGAAUGGAGAACACGAUUGACUGAAAAAUGUAUUGAGUUGCUGCCAGAAAUACAACGCCAACAGCUAAGAAGUGGAAACAUUUCUGAAUGUUCUUUUUCUCCUUGUACAAGAGAGAAAGAUCAAUGUCUUGAUUUGGAGAAAGAGCGAGAAAUCUCAUCAAUCCUUCCAAUUACUCAAAUUACCAGCACAGGGAUGCCAGGGAUGCCAUCACUGAUAAAUCAACCGUUUGACGCAAGGAAAAGAGAACUUACCCUGGAUACUUUCAAUAGAUCAAAGGAUUUUCCUCUGGCUUCCCCUUUGGGAUGGGGUGAUUAUAUUCAGCCAUCGAUUCUUCAUGGUAAACCAUUUAGAUCUGCAGGGACAAAUCCUCUACCUGUUACAUCUCCAAUACUGGAUAGACUAUCUAAUAAAAGGGAUCAGGAAAGGCCUAGAUUCAGUCCCAUACAAGCCCGAGUUUUAAAAUACGACUUUGAUUCUGGCAAGGCACUCGAGGGUAGUGAAUCUGCUGAGCAUGGGUCGCAGGCAUCUGAUUACAUGCCAUCACAGGAGUUGCAUAUUCUGGAGAAAGGAGUUGCUUUCAAGACACAACCAUCAAAAGAACUCUUUUCAGAUUUGUCACCUUCAACUGAUGAGAGGAGGAGGUUUGAAGUAUUGAACAAGGCACAGAAUGAAACUAGAAAUUUAUUUGAAAAUGGCCAUUCAAUUUCAGAAGUUGUUUUACCUGGAAAAGAUAACCAUUUGGGCCUUGAGAAUGGCUUUAUCCAGACAAGAGACCUGCCUAGUACUUCAUAUUUGUAUGCUCCACACUCAAGCACAGAGGGGCUGCAAGAAAGAUCAAAUGUUGCAACUCCAACAAUAGGUAUGUCAACGCAUCGUAUAUCAAGCCCAGGAUCAAAUGGAAAACGACUGCCAUCAGAUCGUUCAUGGUUGGCUGGCCCAUCUGAUGCUGACUUCUGGAGGGGAAAAGGAAGUGGAACAGUUCCUAGUUCUUGUGGUGCAAAAGAUCAGGAUCUGUCACCUGUCUAUUCUUCUGCUGAAUCUUUUCACACUUCUAAAUCAGGGGUUGAGUCUUCAAAGCUAAAUGGUGGUUUGAGGUGGAGAUCAGAUGAAGGGGAGCAAGAAGAUGGACAAAGGCCCAAGAGAUCCGGGAAGUUAAAAGGUUCAUCGGGUUCUAAAGCAAAAAGUAUUGGUCGAAGUAGAUUUUAUGCAAGUUCCAUUGCUUAAUUAACAACUUGUAGCAAUAAGUAUGGAGUUUUCCAAGUUUUAUAGUGCUGGUAUCCAGCUUUGGGUUCUCCAUUUGUUCCAUAGUUAAUAUAAAUAGAAAUGCAACGACAUGAUGAAUGCUUAUUUCUAACUGCAAGGUGCUCUAUGUUGUAGACACUAUUGAAUGUCAAUAACAGUGUUUCCAAGGAGACAUCAGGAGUAUCAACUAGAUUACCUGACAUUCUGUAUGUUCUGCCCCCCUGCAAGAUUAUCACUGCAAUCCUUUGUGGCCUCCAAAUUUGGCUCGUGUAUGAUUGAUUCAGAUUGAAGCAAAUUUACAGCUUAAAUAUUUUGUAACAUCAACUAGAGGAUUUUUGUGUAACUCUGGAUCUGUUUGUGAGGAGAAUCUUAAUUGUUCAUUCCGGGAUCUGUAAUUCUGUACCAUAUGUUUGACAUCACUCAUUCUAGGAAGUAAAAUCAAACCAUCAAAAUGUUCUCUCACAAGCUAGCAGUUCUCUGAAGGUGUAAGUUGGUAUUUUUGGUCCUGCUGGUAGAUCAGAUCUGGGUUCCAUUUUAUUGAUUUUAUUUAUGCCCAAAAUGUUCUUAUUGGUGAUGCAGGGAUUUGGGAGUGGAGUCACUAAAUAUGAGAGCCUUUUGGUUAUUAUGGACAUUCAUGCGUAUGAUAUUUUGCUAAAACGGUUAGAGAAUCCUGUCUUUCUAUUUUUAACAAAGACUUUGAAUAAAUAAUAUUUUAUUUCAACCA
Molecule: messenger RNA, 4315 nt
Organism: Cryptomeria japonica (Japanese cedar)
Lineage: Eukaryota; Viridiplantae; Streptophyta; Pinopsida; Cupressales; Cupressaceae
Product: E3 ubiquitin-protein ligase HOS1
Exons: 11
Coding region: 343-3573 (1076 amino acids)
Biological process (GO): protein ubiquitination
Molecular function (GO): ubiquitin-protein transferase activity
Source: RefSeq, a predicted model, not a curated record